AUGACGGUGGGUAUUGCUAGAAAGCUAUCCAGGGACAAGCCGCAUAGGGACGCGCUGCUGAAGAACCUUGCGUGCCAGCUGUUCCAGCACGGGUCGAUCGUGUCGACACAUGCCAAGUGUAAAGAAGCCUCCAGGGUCGCAGAACGGAUCAUCACCUGGACGAAGAGAGCGCUCGCGACGAACAACAGUGUGUCGCAAGCAGAGCUGAGAGCGCAGAUCCAGAGCCAGCUGUUUCUGGCGGGGGACAAUCGCAAGCUGAUGGAGCGGUUGUUCAACGAGAUUGCUCCACGGUACGUGGAAAGGCCCGGCGGGUACACCCGUGUGCUGCGGUUGGAGCCCAGGGCCAACGACUCAGCUCCGCAAUCCGUCCUGGAGCUGGUCGAUUUGCCUGUGGCUUCUGAGUCGCACGCGGUGAACAGGGGCAACUUGAAGAUGUGGCUGUUGGUGAAGUCGGUCAUUAACGAUGACACCAACCACCUGCCCCACAGCGAGCUGACGCUGCAGAAUCUGUACAAGCUGGCGAAGUUCAAGCCGGAAGCGCAGUUGCACAGUGAGUUCUCGCUGAUUAAGGAGAUCCUGUUCAAGGAACUGGCCUUGCCCUACGAUAAGACGGUGGAGGAAGAAAAGACGCAGGCGCUUUUGAAACAAGUCUACUCUUCCGCGUUGCCCAAGAAGCAGAGGAAGCCCUCGUCUUAUGUCAUGGUUCCCAGACCCUAG
Saccharomyces eubayanus is the source of this 717-nucleotide messenger RNA. It is a transcript of the gene MRPL8, whose product is annotated as mitochondrial 54S ribosomal protein bL17m. Gene Ontology annotation, biological process: translation. Gene Ontology annotation, cellular component: ribosome; mitochondrial large ribosomal subunit. The record is from RefSeq and is a predicted model, not a curated record. The transcript has a single exon. Gene Ontology annotation, molecular function: structural constituent of ribosome. NCBI's taxonomy places the organism in Eukaryota, Fungi, Ascomycota, Saccharomycetes, Saccharomycetales, Saccharomycetaceae. Bases 1 to 717 code for a protein of 238 amino acids.